Molecule: messenger RNA, 7636 nt
Organism: Cydia strobilella
Lineage: Eukaryota; Metazoa; Arthropoda; Insecta; Lepidoptera; Tortricidae
Exons: 3
Coding region: 163-6804 (2213 amino acids)
Biological process (GO): regulation of transcription by RNA polymerase II
Cellular component (GO): nucleus
Molecular function (GO): RNA polymerase II cis-regulatory region sequence-specific DNA binding; DNA-binding transcription activator activity, RNA polymerase II-specific
Source: RefSeq, a predicted model, not a curated record
UUUCCGAAACCUUUUUCAUGAUAAUUAUUUCGAUUAAAUUGAAUAGCUGGAGCUUUUAUCAUUGAAUUGAAAUUUCCCUAAUAUAGAUACGUGAUGGUGCCCGUGUUACUAACGUCGUUAGUACCAUUAUAACAUCAACAGCUAAUUUACUAUCUAACAACAAUGGCGGACGACAUAGAUAUCGAAGAGCAUGACGUGCUGGAGAGUCUGCGCCGGCGCCAUGAGCAGCCUGACACCAUCCAGCCUGACACCUUCAUCGUCAAGUCUGAGCCUCUGGAGGUUGAGUAUGAAGAAUCAAAUUAUGAAGAACCCAACUACGAAAACCAGUGGACAUGGGAUCAAGAUAAAGUGGAAAUAAAGAUAGAACCCCGAGAAGAGAUAGAAAAUGCAGAGGCGUUCCGAUUCGGCAAAAUUAUACUCGGCAGCAAACCGGUCCAGCUACCUCAAGAGAAUGACCUGGAAGCUCCGAGCGGCAGCCAAGUAAGAGUCGAAGAAUAUAAUUACAAUAUGUCUCUAGUUUUAGACGAUUGGGGACCUAUCCUGGACAGAAGCGAUUGCUAUUGCAAAAUAUGUGAAACCCUUUUCGCUACAGUCAAUGCAUUAGACGCCCAUAAAAUGAUUGCGCAUUCCUUCCUUGUAGCUACGGAUAAACAGCCAAGCCCGGAGAGAAAUAAGGCAUUCAAAAGCACAGCCAAACCUAGUAAUGUAGUAAGUAAUGAUAGCACUUGUAAAAUAUGCCAUUUCCAAUUCAAAGGUACUGUUGGCAGAUCAAACUUAUUAAGACAUUACAAAAACGUCCAUCGGGUUGAUCCAAAAACUAUAGACAUUAACAGUGACUUCAAAAGUUGGAGGAUUUGCAACCAUUGCAAUUUGUAUUUCCCGGAUGAUACAUCUUUGGUAAAACAUUUGUAUGAAUUGCUCCCUUUAAACGAUAAAACGCCAACUAAAGAUGAUAAGAGGACUGUUGGACAGCCGGUGAAACCUAAACCGGUGUUAAAUGUUGUCAAAAAUAUUCCAAAAGCUGUCAAAUCUACGAGUAAAAAUCCAUAUGUUACAUUUGUUAACUCUCCAAAUAAAAAAGAGGUAACAUCAGUGACUCCAGUACCAAACCGAAUUAUAUUAGGAUCUAAACCUAUGGUAGCUAAAAGUUCGGAAAACGAAAAGCAGCCUAAUAAGAUCAAGUUGACAGAUACAAAAGUUAGGUUCAAAUGUCUCUUAUGCAAUGAAAUUUUCACAACUGAAUAUGGAGUAAAGAAACACAGGAAAAAACAUCCGACCAGGAUGAAAAGGAAACGCUUGUUCGUGAAAUUAGUCAACAAAACAAACAAAGUAAUAGUGAAUCCUAUGGUCAAGAAGGAACCCGUAAACCCAAACUUGAUAAAGAAAGAGGUAAAAGUGUAUCCAUCAAAAGCUAUCGUUAAAAAAGAGGUUGUUGAUGAAGACAAAGGUGUAUUCGUUUCCAAGUCAACAUUGUUUAAAUGCAAUAGAUGUUCCGUUCACUUUUUGACUUGCACCGGAGCUUGCCAACACUCCAUCGUGUGUGAGACAUCUUCCAACAUCGGGGACUGGGCCUGCCCGCUGUGCCAGCGAGUGUUCAAGAGUGCAGAAAAAACAGCACACAAGUAUCAACACAAAAUGUUGAAUACCCACAAUUUUAAAGUGUAUGUAGUGUAUUUAGAAAUGAUCGUCCGGAUCCUUUGCCAAUGUCCGAAUUGCUUCGUCUGUUUUGAGGAAGACAAAUUCUGGAGACACGUUAACGGUGGAUGCAGUGAUGCCGCUUCGUAUUAUUGCAAUGAAUGUAGAUUGCCAAUUGAUAUACACUCCAAAGCCAAUCAUGACAGCAAACACAAGAAGGGAGACUUCACCAAGGAUGACUUUAUCAAAAUCGAUUAUAUUACUUCUAAGCCAGUAGGUGUUCCGAAGAAAGUCACUGAAGAAAUAAGAAGCCCUGUGAAAGUUAAAAUUGAGAGUGAGACGCCGAGAAAAGUACUGAAACGAAAAUUGGAAUUGCCAGCGGUUCCGCUAAAAAGAAAAAAGGGCAAUUCGCAUGAACUCUUUUUGUACUAUUGUCAGUUUUGCAAGUCAUAUUUGGGGAGCAAAUCUGACAUUCACAAAAGUGGACGUUGUAAAGUGAAACAAAAAGGAAAUAAAGGGUUAUGUAAAAUUUGUGGAAUAUACUUUAGACAGGCAUAUUACUUGAACCACAUGUCUUUGCACGUUAAAAACCCUAAUCUAACUAUUGCCGACAUCACUUUUUUUAAGCUGGCAGAUUUGAAGAAGACAAAGCCAGUUCAGGUGCUCCAUGCGUGCAAGGCUUGCAAGGUUCACUUCUUGACUAAGUUAGCUCUCCGUGUUCACAAGUGCAAAGAAACAUCCAGCACUACCUGUCAGACAUGUCAAAAGAAGAUACAGACAGAUCUGUUCGAUUCACACAUGCGAAUACAUAACUAUGUUAUCCCCCGUGAGAUUAAAAGUGUCAGUGAUAUGUUAGAGAUGCCAAGUAAAUCUCAAAAUGACACAAAGUCACCAGUGAUGAAAUCACCUUUAACCAAGUUACCAGACUUGCUCAUGAAAUACCAGUCGCUUACUGCUCUAUGGAACAUACUGUAUCUCUGCGCUAUUUGCGACACUUUUACAGAUUCCUACGAUAAAGUCGUGGAGCACUGUCAAAACCACCUCACCAACAUGGAAAACUAUGGAGUGGUCAUAAGGAAAUGCGAUAAAUGCGACAUGAAAUUCGACAGCGAGUGUUACAAGCGGCAUUUAGAACUGCACGCCGAAAACAAGGUCAGCAAGAAAACCUUCCAGAUCUUGAAAUACGAGCAUUACAACCUGUUUUCGGAUAAGUGGUUUGACUUUAUUGAUUUACCGGAAGAACAGAAGUCACAGAUUGUCGGCCGGAGCAUAUACGGCGGUAAUAGAUGCGUAAAAAUGAAGCUGAUCCAACAAGGGCCCCCGGAAUACACCCUGUAUAAAUGCGAGAAGUGUCAGAAUUGUGUGAUCGCUGAUACUAUAGUGUACCACGUCAAACUCGCCAACUGCUGUAAAGCGCACAAAAUUCCCUGCUCCAUUUGUGAGAUGAGUUUUGCUAUCAGACGCGACUGCGAAGAACACGAAAGAAUCCAUGAAGCAACUGGUCUUGGACUACAAUCCUUCAGAAUCGUCUCUUUCAAUGACGCAAGUGACGCUGAAGCUAAUAAAACGAUCAUGUCCUAUGACACUGAGAAUCAUGGGAGUAAGAAUAAGAUAUCAUUCACAGAUGCCGAAAUUGUAUCUACAGCUCCUAAAUUGAGUCAGAAUAAUGCUCCUCUUAAGUCGUUUGUGUUUUAUAAGUGUGCGGAAUGUCAGACUUGUGUUGCCCAUAUGAGAAAUUUUCAGAAACAUGCGUGUAAUAACUUACCUAAGAGACAAUGCGCCCUAUGUGGAAUCUUUCAUAAUGCAAAGUACUUUUCGAACCAUCAAAGCCUUCAUAAGAAGUACACGUUCUCGAGAAAGAAUGUGAUAACAAAAACUGUCAAUAAGGAUGGUAAAGUAAUUAAUAUCAAAAAACAAACUCCAGAGAAGAAAGAAAAAAGUGUAGACAAUACGCAAAGCAAAAACGAUACGGAUCAAAGACCGAAACUGUAUAAAUGCUUCUGUGGUUUACAUUUUACAUCCAUGCAAGCUAUCGAGAGGCAUUACAAAGCUAAAAAUUGCAGCACCGUUAUACGGGAGAAAUGCAGCCAAUGCGAUUUAGUUUUCGACCCCAUAGAGGUCGUCAACCAUCUUUGCAAGCACCACGCCCAAAAUCCAACCAAAACGUUCAACAUUAUCACGCCGAACAAAAAGACUUUGUACAAGUGUGGUUUAUGUCACGUCUUGUUCUACCACAAGACGGCAGCCUUCCCGCACAAGGCCAAAUGUACUGGGACAUUCUGUGGGAAGAAAUGUGUCAAGUGCGGCCUGGCCUUUGACAACACCAGCCUGGCGACUCACAUGGUCGACCACGAGCGCAACAAUAAGCUUAGAACCGACUGCUACGUAAUAGUUAAAAUUCCUGAUGAGACUAUUCCUGAAAUCGAACGUGGGUUACAUCCGAAUAUUCUUUACAAGUGUAAGACGUGCGAAAUUCAUUUCUUAAGACGAUCUAGUGCUCGAAAUCAUAUAACGAAGCGCACAGACUGCGGCACUACAAUAGCGGAGGCUUGCAAGAUAUGUAAACGUAAGUUCCCGGCUAAAUCCAUCUUGAGACACGUGGCGUGGCAGCAUAAGAAACUGAAGAUCAAGGAAUUUAACGUUAGGGAACUCAUUUUUAGUGCUAACAGCAAAUUUUCUAAAGUCGUGCAAAAAGAGGAAAUAAAACCCAAAGUAAAGAAAGAAGAAGUGGUGAUCCCGGACGUGCCAGUGGCAGUUACAGUAUAUAGGUGCGUAAAGUGCAUGCUGCUUUUCACUGAUGAAAGUACCCUGCUAACGCACCUUGAAGACAGGUGCAGUAAGGAGCUUACUGAAGAAUGUGAGGAGUGCAAUGUUAAAUUCGCUUCUAAAAAUAUCAGGGAGCACAAUAGAGAACAUGGUCCUGGGGUGGCUUUGUCCAUGACUAUCGUAGAAGAUGUAGAGGCACCUCAAACCGCUCACUUUAAAACAGAACGAAAAGCAAACCAAACUCCAUUUGAUCCAAAGGAACAUCCAUUGUACAAAUGCACAUCAGGCUGCAAUUUGCAUUACCUUAACAAGAAAACGCUACUGUCACAUAACUGCGAAACUACCGAGGUUGUUAAAUGUGAAAUAUGUGAUCUUAGCUUCACCAAAAAAAGUCUGUGUCGUCACAAGGCAAUCCACGAGAAACAUAAUUUCAAAAAAGAAGAUGUCGUCAUUUUAACUUUGUCUGACUGUGUCAAAGCACCUGAAAGUCCCGACAGUAUAACAACAGAAACUCAAGAUGACCAAACUCCACCUAAUCCGAAGAAUGCUAAGAAACGUAUACUAGAUAGAUAUGAUAAUAAACUGUACAAAUGCACAGUUUGCAAUUUGCAUUACCUAACCCAGUCCACCCUGGAGAAACAUAAAGAAUGCAUUCCUAACGCCGAUUCGAAAUGCGAAGUAUGCGAUAUUGCUUUCACCAGUUACAGUCUGAAACGUCACAAAUUAAUUCACGAGAAAUACAAUUUCAAAAAAGAAGAUUUUGUUAUUGUAACUCUGACUGAUUUAGACCCCAAUUGGAUUCAACGCAAAGUACAGAUCAACAAAAAAAUUAAGAAAUAUAUUUCUUUAGAUUCCGGUUCUAAACUAGAACCUAAAGAAGUACUAGAUUCUAAUUCUAAACCAGAACCUAAGGAAGUUCUAGAUUCUAGUUCUAAACAAGAACCUAAGGAAGUACUAGAUUCUAGUUCUAAACAAGAACCUAAGGAAGUACUAGAUUCUAGUUCUAAACUAGAAUCUAAAGAAGUUAUCGGGUCUACAGAAAAGAUAGAACCUAACAAAGCUCACAAGGAAGAACCGAAGAAAGACACACACGCUCCAAAUAUCACACACUCAUUAUACAAAUGUGCAGAAUGCAAUGUAUAUUUUAAUACACGAAUAACAUGCCACAAACAUAUAGUGAAACACACUCCGCUAGAUCCAAAAGAAUACAUCGAGUGCAAGCUAUGUGGCUUCCAAUUCACGUUAAUGGGUUUGCCGUCUCACAUCAAGAAAAACCAUGCUAAGUCAUUUAAUUUACAAGAAGUGCUAAUAGAAGAAUACAAACCCAACGAUAUCAAAACGCACGAAACUUAUUAUGCGAGCGAAAAGGAUCAGUCAACAUUGGUGAGCACGAGUGAGGAUGUAAAGAACGUUUCUAAUUUAAGAAAAGAAAAUGACUGUGAGGUUUCAAGCUGUAAUGAAAUAGCGGGGAAUGUUGACUCUUCAGAUAACAGUAGUAAACAAGGUAAUAUAGAUAUUACAAGCCAAAGUCAAAGCAGCAACGAUUUGGAAGAAAUUACAGAACCUAAUUCAAGUAAAGUUAAUGUAACAGUCGAUUCCUCAGGUAAUGACAAAACGAUGAAUACAGAUCUUGCUGAUGACAAAACUAAAGUAAAUGGUCGAGUUGGUACUAAUUUUAAAGACAUUACUGACCCUAAUUCAAAUAGUAGUGGACGAGUCGAAUCUUCUGACAAUAAUAGCACACAAGUAAAUUUGGAUGCUGACAAUGAGACAAAAAUUAUUAGUAAUGAUUUAAACGAAAUUGCUGAAUCUAACUUAAUUGAAGACAAAGUUACAGUUGAUUCGUCAGAUAAAAAUAGCGUACAAGUCGAAUCUUCAGACAAUAAUAGCACACAAGUAGAUAUAGAUGCUGAAGAGAAAACAAAAGUGAUUAAUCAAGAUAGUAAUUUUAAAGGAAUUACUGAAUCUAACUCAAUUGAAGACGAAGUUACAGUUGAUCCGUCAGAUAAAAAUAGUGUUAAAGUCGAAUCUUCAGACAAUAAUAGCCCACAAGUAAAUUUGGAUGCUGACGAUGAGACAAAAGUUAUUAGUAAUGAUUUAAACGAAAUUGCUGAAUCUAACUCAAUUGAAGACAAAGUUACAGUUGAUUCGUCAGAUAAAAAUAGCGUACAAGUCGAAUCUUCAGACAAUAAUAGCACACAAGUAGACAUAGAUUCUGAAGAGAAGACAAAAGUGAUUGAUCGAGAUAGUAAUUUUAAAGGAAUUACUGAAUCUAACUCAAUUGAAGACGAAGUUACAGUUGAUCCGUCAGAUAAAAAUAGUGUAAAAGACGAAUCUUCAGACAAUAAUAGCACACAAGUAAAUAUAGAUGCUGAAGAUAAGACAAGUGAUUGGUCAAGAUAGUUAUUUUAAACAAAUUACUGAAUCUAACUCAAUUGAAGACGAAGUUAUAGUUGAUUCACCUGAUGAAAAAUAGUGUACCUGUUAAUACAGACGAUAACACAAAAAUAAAUUAUCAAAUCAAUGACGAGUCAAAUGAAUUAGCUGAAUCUAUCAAUCAUCAUCAUCAAUAGCUGAAUCAAUUUCAUUAUUCAUAACGAAAGUUACAUGUCAAUGUUAUAAUACAUAUUUACAUCUUAUGUCUAUUUUAUAUUAACAGCAAUAAGUAUCUCCUUUUAAUAAUCACAUAACAUUAUUAUUCAACAACGACGGGACCUUAUCGCAUAAAAUAAGUUUUAAAUCUACUCCGACGUUUCGAGGACGGCGUUGUGGUCCCGUGGUCUCGGAGAAGACUGGCUAAAGUUGACAUCAACAUCUUCUAGGCGCGCGAGUUUUUCGAACUACCCGCACUUGGUGCCAAUCGUUGUUAAGUCCCGUCGUUGUUGAAUAAUAAUGAGUAAACAUCGUGAAAGUUUAAAUCAGUGUAUCACAUAACAUUGUUUUUAUUCAUAAAUUCAUCUAAUGAGUAGAACGCGUAUUUCAUGAUGAUAAUUUAAAUACGUUUUGCACACUGCACAUUUUGAUUCCGUGUGGUUUGGCAGGACACUUACACACUUAUUACGAACGAUGAUGUCUAAAUGUAGAAGACUGAACGUUUUUAUAAAAAAAUGUUAAACAAAAGUAAUGAUUACCUCAUCAACUUUUCUUAAGUAUAAACAAGUAUAAAUAAGUAAUCUGUUUUAUUAUAUUUACGAUUUCACGAUACAAUCUCCCUCCUAAAGGGGCCCACUGACUA